Molecule: messenger RNA, 5554 nt
Organism: Seriola aureovittata
Lineage: Eukaryota; Metazoa; Chordata; Actinopteri; Carangiformes; Carangidae
Gene: disc1
Product: DISC1 scaffold protein
Exons: 14
Coding region: 1512-3935 (807 amino acids)
Biological process (GO): neuron migration; cilium assembly
Cellular component (GO): microtubule; mitochondrion; centrosome
Source: RefSeq, a predicted model, not a curated record
UCUUACAAAAUGCUGAUCAUGAAGGUGGUUUUAAAUUUUCAUCAGGAGCUGCACAGUUUAAUUAGGUCAGAAAAACAAGGGCUAAGUCACUGAUGAUGAGAGUACACAGAGGGAAAAUAUAUACAACAGCAUCAGAGGAGGGUCCUUACAUGACAGUGUGCAGUGGGUCUAAAUACUGUAAAGAGUCCUCAUCCAAAACAAGAGGUGCAAGUCAACAUGCUGCUGAGCACUGGGAUGCUCCCAUGUCAGGGAAGGUUCCCUGCCUUUCAGGUCACAGAGGUCAAAGGCUGCUUACCAGUCAGCCACUUGGAUGACUGAUGAUGAGUGGUGAAUUGAAAGUGACUAAAUACUUGUGAAAUACUUGAAGACCUCUUUCCUCUGAAAGUACAAUGCGGCCAUAAGAGUUUUGCUGACGUGCUUUUGUCUUGCACAACUAACUUGCAUAUUUCACAAACAUCUGUUCAGAUAUGAUGCUGAUAGGUUUUACAUUUUCCAAAAGUGGCACAUAUAUGUUUUUUUCUUUAGAACAGGCAGUCAGGCUGUUUACUGUGGGUAUAGUUAUUGGCUGGAGGCCUAAACGUGGCAGCUGGUCAUGUUAAAUCUGAAGAACCUUUCAGACGCACAUCACUUUGGAAACGUGAUUGUCAGCUUUCUGCCUUAAGUGUAUUGUGUGUGUGUGUGUGUGUGUGUGUGUGUGUGUGUGUGUGUGUGGACUAGCUUGUAUUUUCGUUUGACUUAGAAAUGAGUCACAUUUUCACUUAUUUUCUGACAUUUGUGACAUUUUCACUAAACAAAAUUACUCCAUUACUGAAAUGAUCAAUAGGUUAAGUACAGGUUGUUUGUAGGAAAUACUGCUUAAAACCAUUUGAAUACUGUGAGACAUUACUUUUGGUUCACAGUUUCAGUACUGAACCUCCACAACACGAGCUCCCCCACAUUCAGCUGGUUUAUGAUCCUCAUGUGGUCAUUCAGGAAGUGUGGAGCUGCUUUCCUACAACAGUCACAAGAGCAGAGAUGUAACACCAUACAUUAUGGUUACGUUUCCUGUCAACCAACAUAGGCUUGUUGUCAGAUAGAUAGAUAGAUAGAUAGAUAGAUAGGUAGUUAUUACUCACAUUUAGAUCACCACUUGUCAUAUUUAUGGUCAAAAGGAAAAAGAAACACACUUUUUAAACACUCAUCGCUGACUUUCACUUCUCUAUUCCUGACAUCCUGGUUGGUCACAAGUGGUGAGGUGCUUCUAUUGAGGCUGGUGACAUGCAGUGUGUGUGUGUGUGUGUGUGUGUGUGUGUGUGUGUGUGUGUGUGUGUGUGAGGGAGCUGAGGUUGUUCCUCAAACGUUUGUGUUUUUAUGAGAUCCUCUGCAUUCCUUCACUCUUUGGCUGACACGCUUGCAGCGACCAAUGGGAUGCAGUGUUGAACCUAAGGGCCUCUUUAAUCUCCCAAGGUGGCAGAGCAUCGGGGACAGCUGGCAGCUGCGGCCGUAAGAAGCUACACCGACGACCGGGAUACAUGAGAGGAGAGCAGUCUAGACUACAGAGCACUACUUAUGGACAGGAGGAGGAGGAGGAGGAGGAGGUGGACGAGGAAGGGAGGACCACUUGCAUGAGGAACGGAAAAUCUGGACGUCACACUGACAUCACUGAGGCAACCAGCACUCAGAGGAUGAGUCGAACACCUGCUGUCACAGUGUCCUCAAUAAAUCAGACGCAGCCUGAUAAACUCACAUGUAGCUCUUGGAAGAGUAAAAGCGUCAUCUGCUCUGUUACCCAUCCUCUUCCUCAUGUGGGCCGCAGUGCUGUUAACAGUACAUCCAGCCAUCAGGGUUUGUCCUCACUGCCACAGAGUGAACUCAGGUUAAGACCACUACAGUCCUCACCGCAGGACUCCUUUAACUCCAGCUUCAGUUUCAUCCAGCAGUCGCUCAACUCCAGCCAGACGACAGACACAACCACUGCUACACCAGCGCAGGAACCAGAACCACUUAAUCAAUCAACUAAAGCACCUAGCUCGCCUCAAACAAAACCAGCAACCUUACCCACUGAUGUCUCAAAGCAUUCAACUCCUGUCCAGGGCAGCCAGGCAGAGAGAGAAGAGCUGUCAUUAAGCGGGAAGUUUUGGCGGGAAUGUCUGUGCGGUGACAGCGAGGUCACGUCCGACCUGCCUGACUGUGACUCCCAAUCUCUGGACAUAGAGAUCACCUCCUCACUGUCUGUGGACUCGGACACAGCCUCGGCCUCCUCUGUCACCUCCGGCUAUGAGAGUGCCACACCCGCCUCCGACCAAGGCUGGGACAACCUGGUGAAGAGGUACGAGGUCGUGCUGCAGGACUGCCUCCAAAACAACCGCACUCACACCAAGAUUGAGUCCAUGAUGUUGAAGCUGCAGAGACUCCAGCAGAAGGCCAUUUUGGAUGAUGACUAUGACGCAGCCGAGCGUUUUGGGAAAAAGCUGGAGGAGUUGUGCAGGGAGCGAGGAGCUCUGCAGCUGGGUUUACCCUCCAGACAGCCCAGCGUGGCUCUGUUCCUGGAGCGCCUCACACAGGUGGUGCACAGCGCCCUCCAGAGGGCAGACUGCACUCAGCGCAGGGAGGGCGCAGAGCCUGAUGCGGGGGAGCGGACAGACUCACUGCAGGGACCGCUGCAUCGAAGAGAUCGUCUCAUCCGAGAGAAAGGGAUGGUGGAGGAGGAGAUAGCCGAGCUGCAGCAGAGGCUGGCGGAGCUGAGGGACCGCAGUCGAUGCCUGGAGCAGCAGAUCCAGCAGGAGGAGCAGCAGGUGGAGGCUGAGGAGCUGGAGGGCUCCGUGCUGAGGAGCUGCACCGUUGCCCAGCUCCGCGACAUCAGCCGGACCAUGCAGGACCUCGUCACCUCCGAAAACCGCAUGCAGAUCUCUGUCUCACCGCCAUCUUCCAUGCUCAGGCUCCAGGAGCAGGAACAGGCAUUGAAUCUGUCCAUCAAGGAAGCCACUGCUAAAGUGGUCAUGAGUCAGAGGCUGGGCAGCAGCCUGAGGAGGAAAGUCAGUGAGACUGAAACGCAGCUCUUGGCACUGCAUGAAGCCAAACUGGCAGCCAUCUCAGGUAAUGACUUCAGCAGUGCCAAGGAGCUGAAGGCUGAGAUGAAGGCGGUGUACCUGGAGCGGGACCGGCUGGAGGCUCUGGCCAAGAGGCUGCACAGCCUCAGCUCGGGGAGCAGCCAGGAGCUGGCCAGGAUGAAGGAGCAGCGGCAGCAGCUCAGGCAGGAGCUGGAGCAGAGGGAGGCCCAGCACGAAAGCCGACUGAAGGAGAACACUGCCAAGUACAUCGAGCUAUUGGAGGACAGAUUGCACAGUUGUGGCUGUCCAGGCUUGGAGCGGAUUUGGGAAGCUGACCUGGAAGCGUGUCACCUGUUCUUGCGAGGCCUCCAGUUGCGGACUCCCAGCUGCAGUGGAGCAGACAUCGAAGACCUCUCCGCUGCAGCAGUUUAUCCUCCUGCCCAUCCAUGUACCAAAGAAGAAGAAGACUGCGCCAUGCUCACUGCUUUGGGAGGACGCUGGUGCCCCGAGGCCAACUUACAGAACUCAGAGUUCACCAAGAAAUUGGAGGAGUUUUUGUUCUGCAUGGAAGAUAAUCACCAAGAGGACGGGUGCAGCGAGGCUGAGGCUGCGGACCUAACAGAGCGCUGCGAGCUGAUCAGUGACAGACUAAUGACCUUGGAAGAUGAAUUGCAGACGGCCAUACUAAACCGGGAUCAGGCCCUCACCCAGUCUUUAGAAAAAGAAGUCCAGGAAGUAAAGGCCACCUUGCAAACCAUGCUCACACAGCUCAAACAGGAAGAGGAGGAGCAAGAGGAAGUGAAGGAGCUAUUAGAUGAUGACCUCAUGAAAAAUGGGACUGAGGAAGAAGAAGAGGAGGAGGAAGAAGAUGAGGACCAGUACUUCAGUGACAGCUGGGACAUUUGAAAUGGAUGCCUGUAGUGUUUUAUGACCACUCACACACAGACCGGCUCUCCGAGAGCCUGACCUCGGCUUUGUAGUAGAAGUGACCCCAUAUCCAUUUUCCAUAAAGCCUCACUCAAAGCGCUUUACAAGCAGCCGCUGUGGUACUGCUGAAAGUUUCCAGCACAAAGCCUUAGAAAGUCUGUGUAACAUUUUAUCUACAAAUAGAAAAAAUCAAGGAUUUUGAUAUAAAUGCAAAAUAUAAGACACUUUUAUGCAAAUUUUAGAAGUUCGUCAAAUCUUGCCAGCCUACGUUUAUACCAGGUAAAGAGUGCCUUAGGCCACUGAGCCAAACUAAUGAUUAUUUCAAGUAUCUGGAUACAGGUUUUAAUGUCAUGUCUUACGAGCGCAGAGCAAUAAGGGGAUUUUUCUCUUCAGUUUUACUAUCAAAACAUCAGCAAUUUUAAAUUAUUAUUUGGUAAAUUGAGAGUUUUUCAGUUUUUCUGAUUUGUCAUUUACAAAGUUGAGAAAAGGUAUAGAACUUUUGCUGAAUGAAAAAAUAAUGUAGUCACAAGUGAAUUAAAUGAAACGGUUAUGGUGGAUCCUAAAACAUAGAGUAACAGUAAUACACAAAGAGCAAAGCCAUAGAGUCAGUGAACUGACCCAGUCAUGUCAGUUAACAACACAAUAUCUGUCCAGUGUUUGCUAACAUUAGCUAGCAUUAGCCAACAUAAAUUACUGUUCCUCCCACCAAGUAAAGCUACAUCACCAAAACCACCACCCCUGAGUGCACUGAACUGAGGUACAUGUCAUUUUAAUUUUAGUUUAUAAGAGUAAGAUUGUGUUAUUUCUUCUUACAAAAGUGACAUUGUUUUAAACUGAAUAGCAAAGAAAAUAAAAAUCCAAUUUUUUUAAAUGGCGAGGCAGAAAACCAAACUGAAGCUGAAAAAUGACUGAUCGCUCACUGCAGCUACCUGUUUGAAUUUUGACCGAGGACCAAGUAGACAAUCUAAACACCUUUUACUGGUAACAGUUUUGCACAUAAACUAAAACAUAUGCUUAAUUUUAAGGUCAGCUAGCCACUCUUUGUGUGUUUUCCGUACAAUUGGACUUGUAUGACAAUGACAUGUAAUUUUGUCUAUUAAGUAACUUUAACAUUUGUGGUGCUACAGAAUGUGAGCUAACUUGAACACUUUAUUUUUUGCGUGUGUGUGUGUGUGUGUGUGUGUAAAAUGCAAUAUAUAUAUAUAUUUUUUUCCCUCCCUGUCUUAAAGCAGUGUGCCCUUGGAGAGAUGCUCCAUACUUUAAAAUAUAUCUGUCACAACUGUCUCUUAUGCAUAUAGAAAAAACUGAAGGAUAAAAUAUCAGUGGGCACAUAAAAUAAGUACUUGCAACUGCUGUUUGUUCAUUUGUUUCUAAAAUAAUAUUAUAUCUGCCAUUGAUUAUGUGUUGUUUUUAUUUUAUGUCAGCUCAGAAUAUACUUGUUCAUUCCACUGGGUGUCACUUGACUUUUUGCCAGAAACAUUUUUGUACUUUCACCCAUUAAUCAUUUUUUUAAAUUUACUGUGCAGCUUGAACUCGCCGUGUUGUAUAUUUAUUCCUUACAGCAUCUCGCUAAUUACAGCAUGUACCAUUCAGCCUAA